ACCGUCUACCGCUUCGACUCGUCUCCAAAUCUGCAGACGAGGUCAUAAAUUCUUCGCUCAGUUGAGGUCUUGUUGCCGGUGCCCGCUGUAUCACACGGACUAUUCUCACAAUGGCCAACGUUGACAUCCAGCCUGGCGCAAACCCGCCCUACGACAGUAAAAUGCGAGGGGACCAACGCUACGAAUCUGAGGAAUCGCCACAAGAGCACAUGUCUAUUGGCAGAUAUGCAGCCACUCGAUUCACCACCCUGAAGCCACCGAUGGCCAAGGCCCCGAAUCCUUUCAAGCUCCUGGCGAUGCUCAACACUCAGCAGUGGCUAUUUUUCUUGGUGGCCUUUUUCGCCUGGUCGUGGGAUGCGUUUGACUUCUUCACCGUCUCUUUGACAGUAUCAGAUCUUGCCGAAACCUUUGAUAAAUCCAACCUUGACAUCACCUGGGGCAUUACUUUGGUCCUGAUGUUCCGGUCCCUCGGGUCGGCCAUUUUUGGUAUCGCCGCCGAUCGAUAUGGCCGCAAAUGGCCAUUCAUAAUCAACAAUGUUCUGUUUGUCGCCCUGGAGCUCGGUACUGGCUUCACCCAGACGUAUGGCCAGUUUUUGGCGGUCCGGGCCUUGUUUGGCAUAGCAAUGGGGGGUCUGUACGGAAAUGCCGCAGCUACAGCACUGGAGGAUUGUCCUGACGCUGCUCGUGGUAUCAUUUCUGGCAUGCUGCAGCAGGGCUACGCGUUCGGCUACCUCCUCGCCGCAGCCUUCGCCCGCGCACUUGUAAACACCACUUCCCACGGCUGGAGGCCCCUCUUUUGGUUCGGUGCAUGUCCGCCCAUCCUCAUAAUCCUUUUCCGUUUGUGUCUGCCUGAAACCAACACAUUCCGCGCUCGCCAAGCGAUCCGCCACCAGCAGGGUAGCCUCGCUGGCACUUUUAUAUCCGAAGGUCGAGUCGCCCUCAAACGCCACUGGCUGCUACUUGUCUACCUGGUCCUUCUCAUGAGCGGGAUGAACUUCUCGAGCCACGGCAGUCAAGAUCUCUACCCGACCAUGCUCGGAAAUCAAUUCAAAUUCUCCGCGGAUGCCACGACGGUCACCAUGGUUGUCGCCAAUCUCGGAGCCAUGACCGGUGGCACUGUGGUGGGAUACUGUUCGCAGAUAUUUGGCCGACGACUCAGCAUCAUCGUCGUCUGCGUCGUUGGAGGUGCGCUCUUGUAUCCAUACACGUUCACGUCGUCGAAAGCGAUCAUGGCUGCCGCAUUCUUCGAGCAGUUCUGCGUCCAGGGUGCGUGGGGUGUGAUCCCAAUUCACCUGAUGGAAUUGUCGCCCGGAUCCUUGCGCACCUUCGUCGUGGGAACUUCGUAUCAGCUUGGCAAUCUUGCCUCGUCGGCGUCAUCGACGAUCGAGUCGACGAUCGGCGAACGUUUCCCUCUUGACCCGAUCAUUAAGGACGGCAAGACGAUCAAGCGAUACAACUACGGGAAGGUCAUUUGCAUAUUCAUGGGCUGCGUGUAUGCCUAUCUGAUCAUCAUCACUUUCGUGGGGCCCGAGAAGAGAGGGCGCAAUCUGAAUGUCGAGCACGAUGCGGACAUGGCGGAAGUGACUCACCGGGAUCUCCGCCACCAACAGGCUUCUGACGUGGCCCAUGGAGAAUCAAGUGAGAAUGAACAUGACGAGAAGGCCGUCAAGCAGCAAGAGGUUGCUUGAAAAGGACCAAUUUAUGUGUGUGUGGGAGAGAGAGAGAUGAAAGUCGGGGGUCCAACGGAUCCGUGUGAAAUGGGGUAUGAUGUGUAGGUCGCGGAAUUCAUCGUGCGGCUAGCCGAGGGACCGGACGGAUUGUUCGAAAUACAUUGGCGCCCUUGCAUGAUGAAGGGGAGGGCUACCAGAUUGAAUGGAAGGUGGAAACGAGAAGACCCUCCGACCAGAUGUGGCAGAUCUUUUUUCAUAACCUUGACCGAGGUUUGGUCUGAGGGAUGAGAGAGUCUGUCCUCAAGUGUCCG
Molecule: messenger RNA, 1981 nt
Organism: Exophiala oligosperma
Lineage: Eukaryota; Fungi; Ascomycota; Eurotiomycetes; Chaetothyriales; Herpotrichiellaceae
Exons: 2
Coding region: 111-1688 (525 amino acids)
Biological process (GO): plasma membrane lactate transport
Cellular component (GO): plasma membrane
Molecular function (GO): secondary active monocarboxylate transmembrane transporter activity
Source: RefSeq, a predicted model, not a curated record